ACUCAACAACGAGCACGAGCGAGCGAUCCGAUGCAGCAACACUCCCCACGCACGCAGUAGGCUUAGUACCGCUUAACAGCCGAGAAGUACAAAUAACUGAGGUACGCGACAACAGCGCAAUAAGAUCGGACGAGACUCUCUCAAACGUUCACACGGAGUCUAUGUCCCACCCCAGACACCGACUUCUGCACGUGGCGUCACCCACCAUUAUCCUGGGGACGCUGGUGGGUGUGUAUGAGCUAAUCAUGUGGUUGGGUCUAGCGUUCGGGGGCGCAGAGGCAUUUGCCACGUGGCUUACUAAUUUCGACGAGACUAUCAGUGGAUUGGCGGCCCAGAUGUGGAAAGCUAUCGAUUGGACCUAA
Molecule: messenger RNA, 362 nt
Organism: Sphaeroforma arctica JP610
Lineage: Eukaryota; Ichthyosporea; Ichthyophonida
Exons: 1
Source: RefSeq, a predicted model, not a curated record